Messenger RNA from Adelges cooleyi (spruce gall adelgid), 1262 nucleotides. RefSeq lists its product as uncharacterized. The transcript has 3 exons. Bases 41 to 1204 code for a protein of 387 amino acids. Gene Ontology annotation, molecular function: structural constituent of chromatin; protein heterodimerization activity; DNA binding. The record is from RefSeq and is a predicted model, not a curated record. Gene Ontology annotation, cellular component: nucleosome. NCBI's taxonomy places the organism in Eukaryota, Metazoa, Arthropoda, Insecta, Hemiptera, Adelgidae. Gene Ontology annotation, biological process: nucleosome assembly.
CUUCAGUCCGACGCAGCUCUCCGAACGACAAUCAGCAACAAUGACCGGACGCGGCAAAGGAGGAAAAGGUUUGGGAAAAGGAGGCGCCAAACGUCAUCGUAAAGUGCUGCGGGACAACAUCCAAGGAAUCACCAAGCCGGCCAUUCGUCGGUUAGCCCGCCGCGGUGGUGUCAAACGUAUCUCCGGCCUGAUCUACGAAGAGACCCGCGGAGUGUUGAAGGUGUUUCUGGAAAACGUAAUCCGUGACGCCGUCACCUACACCGAGCACGCCAAGAGGAAGACCGUCACCGCCAUGGACGUGGUCUACGCUCUGAAACGCCAAGGCCGCACUCUGUACGGUUUCGGAGUCACUAUGGCACCAGGAGGUAAAUCCGCAGGCAAGGCCAUGAAGAAGUCCGGCAAGGCGCAGAAAAACAUCACCAAGUCCGACAAGAAGCGCAAGCCGAAGAGGAAAGAAUCGUACGGUAUUUACAUCUACAAGGUGUUGAAACAAGUCCACCCCGACACCGGCGUUUCCUCCAAGGCGAUGAGCAUCAUGAACAGCUUCGUCAACGACAUUUUCGAACGCAUCGCCGCCGAAUCCAGCCGUCUGGCCCACUACAACAAGCGUUCGACCAUCACCAGCCGGGAGAUCCAGACCGCCGUCCGUCUCCUGUUGCCCGGUGAAUUGGCCAAGCACGCCGUCAGUGAAGGCACCAAGGCCGUGACCAAGCGCGAGUUCUCAUUGGUCGACGGAACGGCCUGCCGAAACAGAGGGGGUUCGCGCGAUACCGCGCCGCGAUUGGUCCGCGCGACGGCCCGAUUACAUAAAUACGACGCGAAAACGUUGUCCGGGCAUCAUUCGAUUUGUUUCUUCAGUCCGACGCAGCUCUCCGAACGACAAUCAGCAACAAUGACCGGACGCGGCAAAGGAGGAAAAGGUUUGGGAAAAGGAGGCGCCAAACGUCAUCGUAAAGUGCUGCGGGACAACAUCCAAGGAAUCACCAAGCCGGCCAUUCGUCGGUUAGCCCGCCGCGGUGGUGUCAAACGUAUCUCCGGCCUGAUCUACGAAGAGACCCGCGGAGUGUUGAAGGUGUUUCUGGAAAACGUAAUCCGUGACGCCGUCACCUACACCGAGCACGCCAAGAGGAAGACCGUCACCGCCAUGGACGUGGUCUACGCUCUGAAACGCCAAGGCCGCACUCUGUACGGUUUCGGAGGUUAAUUCCCGACGACCGUUCGCAUUGCACCCUACCUACUGUUCUUUAAAACGGCCCUUUUCA